Molecule: messenger RNA, 4178 nt
Organism: Myotis lucifugus (little brown bat)
Lineage: Eukaryota; Metazoa; Chordata; Mammalia; Chiroptera; Vespertilionidae
Gene: SACK1C
Product: family with sequence similarity 83 member C
Exons: 4
Coding region: 191-2428 (745 amino acids)
Biological process (GO): epidermal growth factor receptor signaling pathway
Source: RefSeq, a predicted model, not a curated record
CAGAAGCCAGGGGCAAUGGGGCGGAGCAUAGUGCCUGACUUAGGUGGCAACGGGUUGGGGGCCCUGCCACACUGGGGCAGGUAGGCAGGCAGGCAGGCAGGAGACGGAUUUGCUGCUAUCUUCCUGCUGCAACCAGCGGGGUGCAGGCCAUGGAGCCCACUGGAGGGUGACAGCAGCCUGGUGGGCGGGCAUGUUUGGGGGCCUGGGGCCUGGGGGCCUGGGAGCACAGGGCAUGGCAGGACCCCUGCGGGGCAGGGUGGAGGAACUGAAGCGGCCCUGGUGGCGGGAGAGCUCACCACUGGUGCUGCAGCACAGCGAGGCAGCCCGGCUGGCGGCCGACGCCCUCCUGGAGCGGGGUGAGGCUGCCUACCUGCAGGUCAUCUCGGAAGAGCAGGAACUGCCCUUCCUGAGCUCCCUGGAUGUGGACUACAUGACCAGCCAUGUGCGUGGGGGUCCCGAGCUGGGUGAGGCCCACGGACUGGAGGCCUCAGGACCUGACCGCCUCAGCCUGCUCUCGGAAGUCACCUCGGGCACUUACUUUCCCAUGGCCUCUGACAUAGACCCCCCAGACCUGGACUUGGGCUGGCCUGAGAUUCCACAGGCCACGGGCUUCAGCCCCACCCAGGCGGUGGUCCACUUUCAGCGGGACAAGACCAAGAACAUCAAAGACCUUCUGCGUUUCCUCUUCAGCCAGGCCCGCACGGUGGUGGCUGUGGUGAUGGACAUAUUCACAGACAUGGAGCUCCUGUGUGACCUCAUGGAGGCCUCUAGUCGGCGUGGCGUCCCUGUCUACCUGCUCCUGGCUCAGGAGCACCUGAGCCACUUCCUGGAGAUGUGCUAUAAGAUGGACCUCAAUGGGGGGCACCUGCCGAACAUGCGUGUACGGAGCACAUGUGGGGACACAUACUGCAGCAAGGCGGGCCGCCGCUUCACGGGGCAGGCCCUGGAGAAGUUCGUCAUCGUCGACUGUGAGCAGGUGGUGGCGGGCAGCUACAGCUUCACCUGGCUUUGCAGCCAGGCCCACACCAGCAUGGUGCUGCAGCUGCGGGGCCGCAUCGUGGAAGACUUUGACCGGGAAUUCCGCUGUCUGUAUGCCGAGUCACGGCCUGUGGAGGGCUUCUGCGGCGGCGAGGAUCCCAGGGCACCGUGCCCUCCUCUGGUGGCCCUGGCCUUCGGGCCCAGCAUCCCAAGCCGCAGGUCCUCAUCGCACUCCAGCACCAGCCUCAGCAGCAUCAAGCACUCCCCUCUCAUGGGCCGCUCCUCCUACCUUGCUCUACCAGGAGGCGGUGGCUGCAGUGACACAGGAAUGGGGUCCUCAUCCCCAGGCCCUACUUGUCGCAAAGCCAGUGGCCAGCCCUCCCUCCAACGCCAGCUGUCAGAUCCUAACCAUGGCUCCCCACCAGGGCCCUGCAGGGCCAACCUGGGCAAGAUGGGGGCGUCCCCAUGGUCCCAGUCCUCCCCUGCCCUCAACCACAGUAGCACCAGCCCCUUGACCCUGGCAGUGGGGUCACCUCUGCUUACUCGCCCACGCUCCCUCCUCCCCUUCUCCCGGGGUGUCCCAGCCCUAUCUAGGCUCCCAGAGAAUGGGCUCCCAGGAAGCCAGGAGCCUUACCCCCCACGAGGUCGCUGGGUACCUGGCACAGCCCUGGAGACAGUGGAGGAGAAGAAGGUGUCUCUGAGUCAGAGCCAUGGCCAGCUGGAUCUCCUCAUCCCCUUUCCCAGAGCUCGAGAAGCAAGAGGCCCUGAUCCUCGUGUUACCUCCAACUCAGACUCCCUGUGGCCUGGUGAACAGGCCCAAAAGGACAGGAGGUUAUCCCCAAACCAGAGAUACAACCAGCUGGAUCUCCUGCCCCAGGCCCAAGGUGCUGGGGGUACCCCUGAGUCAGGUUCCCCCAGACCUGGCAAUGGGAACCCAGAGCAUAAGAGGCUGCCUCCAAACCACAGCCAUGGCCAAUUGGACCUCCUGCCACAGUACCCUAAGACUGGGGGCUCCAGAGUGCCCCCUGAAGCCAACUCCUCAGCCAGGGCUGGCAAGCAGGGUCCAGAUGAGCGACGGCAGACCCUGGGCCACAGCCAGCUGGACCUCAUCACAAAGUUUGGCCCAUUCCGGGGUGAGGGGCCGGGGCCCAAUAGUCUCCCUAGACCGAGCCGUGCUCGCAAGCCUGGAGUGGGCUCUGCGGAUGAGAAGCGGCUGACUCUGGGCCACAGCAAGCUGGACCUCAUCACCAAGUAUCAUCAGUUGCAGGGUGCCAGGCAGGGACCUGAGCAUGGCCUCCCUGGGAGACCCACAGGUGACCAUUGCAAUGGUAGUAGCAAUGGCUCAUUUGGGGAUGAGAAACGGCUGACCCUGGGCCACAGCAAACUGGACCUCAUCACUAAGUUCAACAAGUCCAAGUUCAAGCUGCUCCGAAGCCGCUUUGAGUCCUAGUCUUGCUCCCAGCAGGGACAUGUCCCUCCUACAUCUGCUGAGACUAGAUUUGGUUAGGUUCCAGACUCUGGGGUAGAAGCUCCGGGGAGGAAAGGAUGUCUAGAAGCCCAGGUUAGACACUCCCUGUGCUCAGGAUUCUUGCUUACACACACACACACACAUAUGCAUAUGCACAGAUGCACACACACAGGGAAAUGGAACCUUCGGUUAAUGUUAUUUGCCACUGUGCUGGGCACUUCACACCAGUUAUGUCUCCCCUUCAUCUUCACAUCCUACAAGAUAGACCUCUAGUAGGUAGACAAUCCUAGGAUCAUAAGUGUUAAUCUUUCCUAUUUUAUAAAUAUGGAAGCUGAGGCCCAAAGAAUUUGAUGACUUGCUUGAAAUCAGGUCGAAGUAAGUGGCAGAGGAAGGACCCAAAUUUGUCUCUUACUCUUAUGAUUGUGUUUUUGCACAGACACAACCCACAAUAUCAACGAUUCAUAUGUGCUCAGGCAUACUAAAUAUACACAUCACAGUGAUGCCCCAAAUGCCUUCACAAUAUACAUAGCACACUAACAGGGUUCACACCCACAAGCUGCACACCCAUAAGCACAAUAAAUGUCAUUUGACUAAAUGAAUGGUUACACAAAAUAUAUGCAUUCAGUCACAUUGUAGACCCCUCAGGACCCACAGACCAUAAACAUGCACAUAAACACACACACACACACACACACACACACACACACACACACACACAUCAGAACAUGCACCAACCAGUCUUUGCUUGUACCUGGGCUGUGUACCCAGCCCUGCUGAGCAUGCUAUAGGGCUGACAAAUGAAUUAGGAUUAAAUGCCUAAACCACUGGCCAGCAAGACAAGGCUGUAUCUAAUUAAAGGCAAACCAAUGAAAGAGGUUGGUAGAGAAUGAAGGGCAGAGAGUCAUGGUGAUGGUAGAGAGGGGAGAAAAAUUUCUUAGAGGAGGCAGCCUUGAGCCAGACCUUGAAGGAUGAGGAGGAUUUGGACAGAUGAAGGGGGUUAGAGGAAUUCCUGGUAGAGUGAACCAGGUGAAGAGCUAUUAGGGAGGGGACUGAGGGAGUGGGUCUGAGAUGAACUGGGGAGGAUGAAGAGGAUAUACAAUGGCAUGCAUGCACACACACACACUCACACCCACAUUUUGCUGAGUGUUCCUAGAAGCACAGGCUCUGACAAGUUGUGGGUCCUUUUCCUGAGCUCACCACCUGCCUGGGACAGUGUUAUAUAUGAUACAAAUCAACAAAAGCAGACAUGUUAUGACCGACCCAAUAGCAGCUUGGUGUGUCCCUAGGAGGAUGGUGCUAUGGAACUGUGCCUUGGGGGCAGGGGAAGGGCACUAUUUAGUGCAAUUAUGGAGGGCUCUCUGGAGGAGUGUGGAUGGCCACAGGAGGGCCGAGGGGAGGAAAAGGGCUCCAAGCACUCUCUGCCCUCACUGUAACAUUCUGAGAGCUCUUGUGGUUUUUGUAGAUCCUACAAAAUGUGGGUCAAGUAUAUCCUGUCCACGAGUGCCCGUCCCUUGAUCAGCACCAUCUAGCCAAGGGACAGAAAGUGGCUGCCGAGUUUGUGAUCAAGCACAUGCAAGGGGCACAUAGUGGGAGCCAGUCAGCCCCACACCCUUUCCUACUCUGGACCCUCCCUAAGACUCUGCUUCAUCCAUCCUCUCCUCUCCCCAAUACCUUCUUCAGCCUGGUUUCCUUUACAAUCUCUGACUGCGCCUCUUUCUCCAGCGUCUGUCCU